UGAGUUGAAGAAACGUCUUCAGUUUUUCAUUUUCGGCUUUACGUUUGAUUUUAUUUUUGUUUCGUUUAUUUCAUUUUAAUUCUGAGUUUUUAUUAAUUUUCCAAAAAAAAAACGUUACAAAUUUUAUUUGGUUCAAUUUUUGUUAUCUAAAAAUAGUUUUUUGUAACAAAUUGUGAUCGAUUUUCCUUUAAAAAAAGAAAAAUCAAACAAACUUUUCCAUAUUGCUUCUGUUAAAAGUAAAACAGUAAACAAUUCUUUUACAAGAAGUAUCAACAGUUGCUUUAAAGGGACUUCAAAUCUGGGAAAGCUCAUUUUAUUUUAAAAAUUUUUGUAUAUCAAUAUUUAUAUAAAGAAAAUAGAAAUAUAACACGAAAGUAAACAGACAGUAUUAUAUUUGAAUUAAUUUUUUUAUUAAGUGUUUUAAAAUCCUAAAAGUAAAUUAUUAUUUCUGUUAAUAGAACUUAACGGCAAUCGACUAUUUUUUAGUAAAUUGUGUUAUUUUACCCUUAAACUGCAGUUAGUUAGUUUUGAAUUUGUUUGACACUUUAAAUCAAUUUCAAAAUAUUUGUUUUUACAAUUUCUCUUAAUUUAACAACAAUUAAUUUCUAAAUGAUGACUACCAGCUCAUCCACGGGCAACACUAUGGUUGAGGGUCAACAACAACAAAAUGGAGGAGCUGCUACCGCUCAAAAUACACAAAAUAACAAUAAUACCAAUGUGAACAACAACAACAACAAUGAUAAUGACCCGAAAACCAAUUUAAUUGUAAAUUACUUGCCACAAACCAUGUCUCAAGAGGACAUUCGUGCUCUCUUUGUUACCUUUGGAGAAGUUGAAUCUUGUAAAUUAAUUAGAGACAAAGUAACAGGCCAAAGUCUUGGUUAUGGUUUUGUCAACUAUGUGAAACAGGAAGAUGCUGAAAAGGCCAUCAGCUCUCUAAACGGAUUACGUUUGCAAAAUAAGACGAUUAAGGUCUCUAUAGCCCGUCCUAGUUCUGAAUCGAUAAAAGGUGCUAAUUUAUAUGUAUCUGGUCUUCCCAAAAACAUGACACAACCAGAUUUAGAGCAAUUAUUUAGUCCAUAUGGAAAAAUAAUUACCUCAAGAAUAUUAUGUGACAAUAUAACGGGUCUUUCAAAGGGUGUUGGUUUUAUACGUUUCGACCAACGACAUGAAGCAGAUCAAGCUAUUAAAGCUUUAAACGGUACUAUACCCAAAAAUGCCACCGAACCUAUUGUGGUCAAGUUUGCUAAUAAUCCAAGUAACAAUAAAGCCUUUCAACCACUUACGGCUUAUUUGACCCCACAAAAUCCCAGAACUCGUGGAUUUCCAACGGGUGCAGCAGGAGCCGCUGCAGCAGCCGCAGCAGCUGCUAUACAUCCAACAGCGGCCGGAAGAUAUAGUUCCGUCAUUUCCCGAUAUUCGCCGUUAACUGGUGAUAUUUUGGCAAAUACCAUGUUGCCGGGUAAUCCUAUCAAUGGCUCUGGUUGGUGUAUUUUCGUCUAUAAUUUGGCACAAGAAACCGAAGAAAAUGUUUUAUGGCAAUUGUUCGGACCUUUCGGAGCAGUACAAUCUGUUAAGGUCAUACGCGAUUUGCAAACAAACAAAUGUAAGGGUUUCGGUUUUGUAACCAUGACAAAUUAUGAGGAAGCUGUUCUAGCCAUACAAUCAUUGAAUGGUUAUACAUUGGGUAAUCGUGUAUUACAAGUUAGUUUUAAGACAAAUAAAACUAAACAAACGUAAUUAUUAACAAAAUUGACUGCUGUUGUUACCCACACUACCACUACAUUGGCAUCAACAUUUAAUAAAACACUAAAUAAUAAAUUAAAUUUGACAAAUUCCUCAACCACUAACCUGACCACCGCAAAAAGUAAUGAUUUGAAAACAGCCUCUACAACCACCACAACGACUGUAGCAAAUUCUUCUUUGACAAACACUUCGUCGACGAUCACAACUACUUCUACUACCCAAUCAAAUACUACUACAUCCAACACGUCCUCUACGGCAAUUAUAAGCUCGAAAUAUUCCUUAAUUAAUAAUCACAAUAGUAACAAUAACAACAACAGCAAUCAAUAUCAGCAGCUACAACAACAGAAUAAAAAAACCAAAACUACAACAACUAUUAUACAACAAUCACAACAAAGACAACACCAAGAACAGCAACAAUCAUUGAUACAACAAC
Molecule: messenger RNA, 2179 nt
Organism: Lucilia cuprina (Australian sheep blowfly)
Lineage: Eukaryota; Metazoa; Arthropoda; Insecta; Diptera; Calliphoridae
Gene: Rbp9
Product: ELAV-like protein 2
Exons: 8
Coding region: 610-1740 (376 amino acids)
Cellular component (GO): ribonucleoprotein complex
Molecular function (GO): RNA binding
Source: RefSeq, a predicted model, not a curated record